GACAUGUAAAAAAAUGCGGGUGCAAGGUUCAGUCCAGUUGCGGUCUACCAUGUGUUUGCAAGAUUGCCGAGUACAUGCAGCGCGGGACUCGUAUUCAGCCUCAUGUGAUAGACCCGUUUUGGAUAAAGCUUGACUUAACACCGUGGACAUGCGUAGAAGACGAAGACGAUGAAGACGAUGUCCAUAAAGUCGUUGAUGGUCUUACAAAUUUCUUGGAUUAGCAACCCAAGGCCCAAAAGAAACAUUGGUUGUCAAAAAUUAAAGACAUGUUUAAGCCCGGUAAGACACAAGUGAAAGAUCCUCUUGUUCAAAAGACCACACGCGGAAGACCAGUCGGCUUGAAACAAAAGCCGCCAAAGGUGCCGGAUCUCAAGAAAAACCCACCUGGGCUUCGAAAAUCCAAGUCCAGUCGACCGAGGGAAUACAAGGUGCCAGAUUUGAACAAACCCCCACCUGCGCAGCCCGCCAGACAAAGUGAGUACGCCCCAACGACAUCACGGUUCGACAACACACAUGAUUAUUUUGAUGACCUAAAGGGUGCGCGACACAGUAUGUACGAGCCGUCCCAGUCCUGUCGUUAUCCCGAGAAACGAAACUUGUUCGAGGAUCAAUCCCACCCCGAAGCAGAGUGGGUCAAAUAUAAUCCUGACUUUUCCGGAAACCUGCACCCAUAUCCAGGUCUUGAUGAUAUAUAUACAUUCGGGGAGCCGUCCCAAUCCUACGGGGUCGGGGAAACACCAUUUGUGACACAAAAAUUAUAUGGCUUUGGGGAAACGUCCCAAGCCCAUUGGCUCAACUAUGACCAACCAUAUUCCAACUUAGUUGAUGACUUCUUCGGGGCACCACAGACACAACCUAACUAUGCACCAAUAUAUGAAACAACGCAGGAACAGGUGUCAGAUCCAGAGUCAGAGGCACAGUCCUCGACCAGUUGGGUUGGGUAUGUUGUGGAACCAUAUAACGCCAGUCUUUCCAAAAAUUACCAUUGGGUACUAGAUGAGAUACCAUCGUACUUAAGGCCGUACGUUGUAGGUGCACAGAAUGUCAAAGGAGAUGGUAAUUGUGGAUUUCGAGCUACCGCUGUUGCUUUGGGGCUAGAUGAGGAGAUGGGUGCAGAGUGGGUUCGUACGCAGAUGCUCGCGGAGUAUGAAUCUGACCUCGAUGGGUAUAUGCAAAUGUUUGGGCAAACAGAGGGCACCCGCAUGUUGUCGGCGCUGCAAACAUCUUAUUAUGGAAGAAGCCGGCCCAGAGAUUAUUGGAUGAGUAAAGUGUGGUUCCAUAUCCUCCUGGCCAAUAAACUGGGUAUAAUAAUCAACUGCGUCAGCCUACGUGACCCCGCACAGUAUUCCCGAUGCAUCACGGCUUGGAUCAACUGUUAUUCCAGCAACCGAUAAGUAUUGCUCUCAUAAAUGACGAAACCCAUUUUGUUGCGGUGAAAUUAGCAGGCGACUACCCAAUGGCUUACAAGAAUCCAGAGUGGGAUUUCCACGCAACCGGUCCUGCACGUCGACUAGCAUCAACGUACGCGAAUCAAGAACAAGCGUAUCAAAAUUGGUUGUAUGCAAACAUACCAAGAGUACCACCAGGGCCUCCUAUUGUAAUAAAUGAUUAAAUCCGUUCGAUGUUUUAUAUAGGUUGUAUUGUACAUAUAUUUAUUUUAUAGUUUUCUAAACAAGU
This is a messenger RNA of Erigeron canadensis, 1677 nucleotides long. RefSeq lists its product as uncharacterized. Lineage: Eukaryota; Viridiplantae; Streptophyta; Magnoliopsida; Asterales; Asteraceae. Bases 267 to 1394 code for a protein of 375 amino acids. The record is from RefSeq and is a predicted model, not a curated record. The transcript is spliced from 3 exons.